Rubroshorea leprosula is the source of this 1456-nucleotide messenger RNA. The record is from the annotation of a GenBank genome assembly. NCBI's taxonomy places the organism in Eukaryota, Viridiplantae, Streptophyta, Magnoliopsida, Malvales, Dipterocarpaceae.
AAAUUUCUCACUAAAAUAAAAUCCCUUCUCUUCCCUCCUUCCUCCUCUUACUGAAGCACUCCUCUCAGGACACUCUGUUUUUCAUCAAAGGUUUUUUCUCUCACAUUUGAGUCCUCUGAAUCAUUUCCCAUAUCAAGAGAAGAAGACAUAUCGAUGCCGCUGGGGAGAAGGGACAAGGCCACUAGGGUAGAUGUGCUGUUAGUAGUUUGGGACAGACUUGAAGAGGAAAAUCAAGUAUUCUUCCAGGAAUAUUAUCAGAGAUUGGUUUUGAUGGACCAAAUAAAUGAAUUCAAUCGGCUGCUUGAGAAACAGUUGCAGUUGAUGAAUCAGAUGAAUAUAAAUGAGGGUGCUUCCAUAUCUACUGUUAAUGCAUCUUAUAUGCCAUCAAUCCUUGAGAUCACAGCCCAUAAUACAGGACCAGCUUCAGAUAUGCAUCAACCUAUUGCUUCUAGUUUGCCUGGUAUAGACACUUAUGGUAGUUCAUCCUGGCACAAUGUCUCUCGGAUCUCAGUUCCUAAUACAGGACCAGCAUACAACAUGCACCAACCCCUUGCUUUGUCAGCUGUAUUUACCAAUGGUAGUCCAUCUUCACGCUAUGCUCCUCGGAUCUCAGAUUAUCAUACAAUGUCACCUUUGAGCAGACAACAAUCCAUGGCUUCUGCUGAGCCUGGCUCAUUCACUAAUGGUAGCGCACCCUUGCAAACUGGACCAGCCUUGAAUCCGCACCAGCCCAUCGCUUCUGGUUUGCAUUUUGUAUCAGACGAUGCUAGUUCAUUCUUGUACAACGAUAUACCUACUGAUUUUCAGACGACCACCUAUGCCAGUAGGUUUUGUGACCUACCAUCCAUGGUUUCAACUCAGAACUCAAACGAUGGUCUAUUGUCACAGGGCAGUGGUUUCUCUGGCAGCAGUCAUUACAUGUUUGAUGCUGUAAGCAGUGGGGAAUUGGAUGCAUCUAUACCAGACACAAGCUCACCAGGAAAUGGUUUCUCAGACAGCAGUUCUUACAUGUUUGCUGCUGACAGCAAAGUCCCCCAAGCACGACCACAAAAUGGAAAUGCAUCCGAUGCUGCAUCUGCAAGCCCAACCUAGUCAAAGUUCUUCUCUUGGUUCCAAAGAUACAUAAGCUUCAAUUUUUCAUAUUUUCAAAAGAUUCAGUUGACUUUGUAUUUCACAUUUUUCUUUCUUGCUGGUAACUGAUAGUUGAUUUAGGUAACUGAUAAAACAACUUCUCAAACACCCUUCUAUUUUUCAUAUUUUCUUGUGAUGCUUUUGGCUUUUGCUUUAUUUUCAAAAAGACACUACAUGAAGGAAAAUAAUUUUGGCUUUUUGGGAUAUUUGGAAAACUAAACACACUGAAAAUUUACUGAGGUUUAGAGCAGAGAAAUGCUGAAGGUUGGAAUGUUUGAGCUUGACUCUAUAAUUCAGACUCCUUCAAUAACGCAUUCUGUUCACA